This is a messenger RNA of Macadamia integrifolia, 2580 nucleotides long. Its product is annotated as allene oxide synthase 1, chloroplastic. The record is from RefSeq and is a predicted model, not a curated record. NCBI's taxonomy places the organism in Eukaryota, Viridiplantae, Streptophyta, Magnoliopsida, Proteales, Proteaceae. Gene Ontology annotation, cellular component: chloroplast thylakoid membrane; chloroplast envelope. Gene Ontology annotation, molecular function: iron ion binding; heme binding; oxidoreductase activity, acting on paired donors, with incorporation or reduction of molecular oxygen. The transcript has a single exon. Bases 365 to 1993 code for a protein of 542 amino acids. Gene Ontology annotation, biological process: sterol metabolic process; jasmonic acid biosynthetic process.
UUGUAGCGUUUUAAAAACGUUAGGAAAAGUUUCACAGCGCACACCGUUCAUGACUUCUGACUUUCCGACCACCCACCCUUCCGUCCAUCGCCAGCCUAUAUUGCUCGCUUGCAUCGCUUAUAGAUAGAAGACAUGGAAGAAAUAUUUUUUUAAACUUAAAAAUCUUAUCUCUUUCUCUUCUCCAUCUCAGGGAAGUGAGGAACUUUUGAGUGUCCACAUUAUUUAUUUCCUUGUCAGUACUAGCGAGUUCUGUAGAUCAUUUUAUAAAGAAGUCUCCUCCACUCUCCAAUCUCCAAUCUCCAAUCUCCACUGAUCCAUUCCAUCAAACACAAGCACAGUAGAGAGACUAGAGAAAAGAUCUCAAAUGGCGUUUUCUUGUUUCUCAUCCCAAAAUACAUUUCCCCUGCAAUUACAGUUGAAUGGUCAGAUGGGUUCGCCGUCAACUCUUCUGCAGCUUCAUGCACCGGUCAAAAGAGCUAUCCCCAACCUACGCUUCUCCGUCCGUCCGAUCUCUGCUUCUAUCUCCGACAGACCACCUGCAUCGGUAGCUCCUCUUCCUUCUACUUCGUCGUCAACGGCAGCAUCCCCUGAUCUUCCGGUUCUUAAAAUCCCUGGAGACUACGGUCUGCCAUUCAUCGGCGCCAUCAAAGAUCGAUGGGACUACUUUUACAACCAAGGCGCCAACGACUUCUUCAAGUCUCGUGUCCUGAAAUACCAGUCAACAGUGUUCCGUUCCAACAUGCCACCUGGCCCCUUCAUCGCCUCCAAUCCUGAAGUCAUCGUCCUCCUCGAUGGUAAGAGCUUCCCUGUCCUCUUCGAUGUCUCUAAGGUUGAGAAGAAAGAUGUAUUCAGCGGCACCUACAUGCCCUCCACUGAACUUACUGGCGGUUACCGUACCCUCUCUUACCUUGACCCUUCCGAGCCCAAUCACGCCAAGCUCAAGAAGCUCCUCUUCUUCCUCCUCCAGUCCUGCCGCGACAAGGUCAUCCCCGAGUUCCAUUCCACCUUCACUCAACUCUUCGAGACCCUCGAGAGUGAGCUCGCCGCCAAGGGUAAAGCCGAAUUCGGUACCCCAAACGAUCAAGCCUCGUUCAAUUUCCUAGCUCGUGCCUUCUACGGCGUGAAUCCGGUCGACACUAAACUCGGCAAGGACGGCCCGACUCUGAUCGGGAAAUGGGUCCUGCUCCAGCUAGUCCCUCUUCUCAAACUGGGAUUGCCCCCCCUUCUGGAAGAUCUUCUCCUUCACACCUUCCGUCUCCCUCCAUUCCUUGUCAAGUCUGACUACAAGAGGCUCUAUGACUUCUUCUACGAGGCAUCUGCUCCGAUCCUGGACGAAGGGGAGAAGAUGGGAAUCCAGAGAGAGGAAGCCUGCCAUAACCUCCUUUUCAGCACGUGCUUCAAUUCCUUCGGAGGGAUGAAGAUCUUGUUCCCCAGCAUACUGAAGCUAAUCGGCCGCGCAGGUGUGAAGGUCCAUAAACGCUUGGCGGAGGAGAUCCGAUCGGCCGUCAAAUCCAAUGGUGGGAAAGUGACGAUGAUGGCUAUGGAGCAGAUGCCGCUGACGAAGUCGGUGGUGUACGAAACUUUCCGGCUUGAACCUCCGGUUGCGUUGCAGUACGGGAAAGCGAAGAAAGAUUUUGAGAUCGAGAGCCACGACGCGACGUUCAAGGUCAAGGAGGGGGAGAUGCUGUUUGGGUACCAACCAUUCGCGACUAAAGACACAAAGAUAUUCGACAAAGGGGAAGAGUUUGUAGCGGAUAGGUUUAUGGGAGAAGGGGAGAAGCUAUUGAAGCACGUUCUCUGGUCUAACGGACCUGAGACGGAGAACCCAACACUGGAGAACAAGCAGUGCGCCGGUAAGAACUUCGUGGUGUUGAUGGCGCGGCUGCUAGUGGUGGAGCUCUUCAUGCGUUACGACUCUUUCGAGAUUGAAGUUGGGACUUCGGUUUUGGGUUCCUCUGUUACAGUAACUUCGGUUAAGAAAGCCAGUUUCUGAUGAACAAAGAAGCACCACCGCCGCCGCUUCGCCGGCGAUCUUCCUCUUUCCUUCUUUUUUAUUAUUAUUAUAUUUUUUUUAAUUUAAUAUUUCUUCUUGGGAGUGGGGACUUGGGGCAGUGGCAACUGUCAAGUAUCUCAGAAACAGUAGAGAGGGGUAUUUUGGGGAGUGGGGACCCUUGAUUCCAUGUCUCCACCGUUAGAAGUUAACAGAGAAUGGGAUGAGGGGUGGGGUGUUCUUCGGAAAAUAAUUUCUGUUUUUUCAUCCCUGUUUUUCCUUGUUUUGCUACCUGCAGAACGUAAUACGUGGACAACUUUAAGACCAACGCACCGGAUGUAAUAAUCCUCACCCAAUCUUGACCGUUGAUCUCCUUGUUGUCCACGUGUCACGUUUUACAGGUAGCAAAACAAGGAAAAACAUAGAUGAGAAAAACAGAGGAUUUUGAUCCGUGUUCUUCGUUGGAGUGCCCAACCAAGAACAGCAACAUCACGCAGAAUCUGUUAUUGUUCUUGCAAUCUUGCCUUCUUGGGUCUUACUAGUACGAAUUGGGAAAGGACGGCGGGCCUCAACUGUUUAAUUUCUUCUUC